GUUGAGAGUUACCAGCUGGAGAAGGAAGCGCCCCAGCUGGUGAUACACGAAGAUUCAGAUGGUGGAGGAGGAGUUGAAGAAGGAAGAGGAGGAGAUGGAAGAGGAGGAGAUGGAAGAGGAGGAGAUGGAAGAGGAGGAGGUGGAAGAAGGAAAGUCACGGUGGAUCACGAGAACAGCCUCCACGUGUCCACCCAUCAUGAGGGGCUGUGGGCGUGUAUGGCUGCCAAUGAGGUGGGCGGGUUAGCGAUGCCGGUGAGGGUGAUGGGCGGGGGUGUGGCACGGGGGACAGUCGCCGUGGGUAUGGUGGGCGUGGAUGAGGUGGAGGCACGGGCGUCACUCCUCACGCCCACACUGGAACAAGGGUAUCCUGCCUCCACUACCCCCACCACGGCUACUGUUACCUGGAGGAUGACGGGUCGACCAACACACUUGGAAGGUAUAUUCAUCCUGGGAUGUGAACGUGGCAGUGGCUUCGUCGCCCCAAGGAUACACCAGCAGCUGCAGACGCACGACAUCUCCCUCCACCAUCACUACAAGUACCACCACAAACGCCGAACGUCUCUGCCACACCAAGACACCACCACUGUCGCCCUCACCGACUACCGAGAAGGAAGCCGAAGCCAUCGCCAACAUACGGAUGCGGAGAUACACGGAGAAAUGACGUCACUAAUGCAACCCGGAGGGUCUGACAGCAUGAGGCAACUCAACAACGCUACAGACGACGGCCUGGUGUGGGUCACUAGCCCGACCUCACAACCACCCCCUCCUCACCCUACUUCGCCCCCCGCCUCGCCUCGGUGCAACCAGCUAAGAGUGUUGGGUCACUCUCCCGCCCCGGGCAGACUCACCUACCACCUGCGCGACCUCCAGCCCUACACCUCCUACUGGUUCCUUCUCUUACCCCACUAUAAGGGGGUCCUAGGCGUCCCCUCCAACCUCCACGCCUUCACCACGCCUCAGGACGUACCUUCAGGGUGGGCGGUAUUGUCACGGUGGUGGGCGGCGCGGGUGGGGGCAGGAUUGUACGCCCUUACACUACACUGGCGUCCACUACCACUACACUUGGCGAACGGGCUCAUCCUCAACUAUUUGGUGACAGUGAGGGAGACUGACACAGGCCUGAUCCAUAACGUGACAGUGUUGGGUGACCUGUCUACCCUCACACUGCCCAAUAUAACCUCGUCUAGGGUGGAGGUCAUGUUCACGGCCUCCACAGUGAAGGGUUCAGGACCUCCCUCCCCGCCCGCCAGGCUUAACCUCCUCAUGACCCACUUCAAGGACCCAGGCAUGGGGGUGGGCGUGGUGAGGUCGGCGUGGUUCCUGGUGCUGGCUGGAGGCGCUGUAGCCAUGGUGGUGAUGCUGGUGGGGUGCACAGUUACUGCCAGAUGGUGUGCUAGAAGUAUACACAGCACUUUACCCUCAGAGUUAAGCAAGGGGAAAAUGUGCAGCGUAGGGGGGCCCUGGGUGGAGGUUGGGGGGCUGUGGACCCCCGUGCCCUCACACGAUCUCAACUCAGACAAGUCAGAGAGGAAACUGUUGACCUCCAAUGCAUCUUCUGCUGCAGAGUAUGCUGAGGUGGAGGUCAGCUCACAGGUCAAGGAUGAUCUCACUAAGAAGAGGCUUGAACCGUGGCCUCAGGGGUACCUCUGUCCCUCUCCCUCACCCUCUACGGCCUCUACCUCCCAGCGCACUAACCACAUCACACAGACAGAGUCUCUACUGGGCGGCCAGUCAGGAGCAUAGGAGGCCCCGCCAGUGUGGUCCGCCAACACACUACAGGGAGUUUACACCAGCCCCGCCCCCCACACUAACUCCUCCACCUGCCGGGACUCAGACACCAGCA
Homarus americanus (American lobster) is the source of this 1843-nucleotide messenger RNA. RefSeq lists its product as uncharacterized. The coding region runs from base 217 to 1743 and encodes 508 amino acids. The transcript has 10 exons. Gene Ontology annotation, molecular function: protein binding. NCBI's taxonomy places the organism in Eukaryota, Metazoa, Arthropoda, Malacostraca, Decapoda, Nephropidae. The record is from RefSeq and is a predicted model, not a curated record.